This is a messenger RNA of Alternaria postmessia, 591 nucleotides long. RefSeq lists its product as uncharacterized. The transcript has a single exon. Lineage: Eukaryota; Fungi; Ascomycota; Dothideomycetes; Pleosporales; Pleosporaceae. The coding region runs from base 1 to 591 and encodes 196 amino acids. The record is from RefSeq and is a predicted model, not a curated record.
AUGAUGCGACGCCUCUGCUUUGUUCUGUCGCUACCCUGGCUCGUUAUCAGCACGAUUGCUAUACUCCCUGAACGAGCAGCUCCGCAGGUAGCUCACCGAAGUACUCCAGAAACGGCGGAAUGCCAGGAGCCGCACGACCGUGAAGCGCUCAGCGCUUUGGAGAAUCAGCGUAUGCACGCUCGCUCUCCGGAGCACAAGAACUCGAUACAGAUUCUCUACAAGGAAAACGUCUUCAGUUAUGUCCAUGAGUGGGGCGUCUACUUUGGGCCGCGCGGCAUCGCCGUCGAUCCCUGCAACCUCGGGCCCUUCAAGGAGGAUCAUUACGAAGUAACGGCUCGCCCAGGAAGCCCAAUCAGCGAUAUCGACACUCCUCCUCCUACACCAAAAGGGAGGUGGUCAGAGCUCUCUUCGCUUCCCACAGGGGCAGAUUGCUCGAUUGUGGGUGACGGGUUGGGCCCUCCAACACUCAAGUGUGGACAAGAUCGCACAAUGGCGUUCGCAAAGGACCCAGGGUACUGCGGCGCUGCAACAGGCUGUCUUGACGGCCCCAUCAAAUAUCAUCGGGCUUACUAUGUCGAAUUUACGCUGUAG